This is a messenger RNA of Meloidogyne enterolobii, 261 nucleotides long. Lineage: Eukaryota; Metazoa; Nematoda; Chromadorea; Rhabditida; Meloidogynidae. The record is from the annotation of a GenBank genome assembly.
AUGUCUCUUGCUGGUUAUUGUGUAGCUACUUACAUUCUUGGUAUUAAAGAUAGACAUCAAGACAAUAUAAUGCUUGCAAACGAUGGAAGGAUAUUUCACAUUGAUUUUGGACAUAUUUUGGGACAUACAAAAAGAAAAUUGGGAAUUAAUCGUGAGAGAACAGAUUUUGUUUUGACUGAUCAUUUUCUUUAUGUAAUUUCUCGAGGAAAAACAAACUUUAGACAAACAUAUGAAUACAAUAGGUUAGAAAUUUUUUCUUAA